AUGGCGGAAAACUCGUCUUAUGUGGAGGGCAGGCUCUUAGACGGCUUCCUGCUGUUGGCCGCUGGCGGCUCCAACACUCCCGAUGAGGUGAUCACUGUGAAUCUCUCCUCCUUGCAGAUCGUAGAUAUCGCAGAGGAGGACCUGUCCUUCUUUGCCCAGCUCUAUCGGGUGGACUUAAGCGACAACCAGCUGGGCUAUGAGCACCUCCUGGAACAGAUCGCGCGCAUCCCGCGUCUCGGGUCAUUGAACUUGGCCUGCAACUCCAUCAGCAGCUUACAGGUAGGACAUGGCAUCCUACGUUGCCUGGAGGUCUUAGAUCUCUCCUUCAACGGUUUGCACGGCGAUGUGCUGGGGCAGCUUGCAAGGUUACCGAAUUUGAUGUGGCUGAAUUUGGCCUCGAAUUGUAUCUCCUCUUUACCGCCAGAAGGGGAGUUGCAAGGACUGCAGGUGUUGCAAGAGUUGAUCUUAGACUACAAUGACCUGGUCCAGUUUAUGCAAUGGCGAUCCCUUGAUGCGGUGCCGCAAUUGAGGAAGUUGUCUUUGGUUUCCAAUCGCGUGAAGCGGCUCAAGGACGAUGCUCCGGACACGGCCAGUGGCACCACCAUCUCCUACUUUCCAUAUUUGGAAGAGCUAGAUUUGUCCUACAAUGAGAUCACAGGCGUCUCGAGCCUGCCUGUGAUCAACCUCUUUCAGAGCCUGAGAGUUUUACGACUCACAGAGAACCCAUGCAGCCGGGACAACGGCAAUCUUAGCAACGUAGAGGUCGUUUGUGAGGACAUCAAACCCUUCUACAUGAAGGGCAAUGGCGCUUUUGCGAAACUGGAGAAGAUCCCUAAGCCAAAGCUGAAGCUGGAUUGUCGGAAGAUGCGAAAGGUGAGUAACAUGAAGCAGUUUGGCACCUUCAACAGCCGGCCACGCAGCAUGAGUCAGCUUGGUUUUUUGGAUGAAGAAACCAAUGCCCUGGUGGUGAAACUCACAGGCGACAUCUUGGAGAUGAACGCGCGGGCCAUCUCAGCUCCUGCCGCAGAAACUGGAGGCAUGUCUCAAGGCAUUCUCAGCGAUGAUCUCACUGAGGAAGAGUUGGAUCAGAUUUUCAAAGAUCGGAAGAGGACCAUCGAGAAGAGGUUUGAAGAGCCUGUAGAAGAGCCUGGUUCCUUCAUGCGGGAGCCAGCAGAUGCGGCCACCAAGGAGAAACUGCUGCAGCUGAUGCGGCAGAUGAGACAAGAGGAAGAGUCCGUGGGAACUCAGAACCAAACGCCGAAGGGUGGCCUCUUCCUAACUGGCCUGGAGGAGGCCUCAGAGCAGCGUCCCGUGCGACGGCCGCGGCAACGGAGACCGGAGCCACCGGAACAGGACAACUUGGCGCCGGCUUCAGCCUUUCAGGCCUUCCUGGCCUCGCAGGGACACACUGGGCCGAGUCAACUGGAUUCUCCUCUCCCAACUCCUGUGGGUGGUGUUGGUCUUCCAGAUUUGCGGGCCGUCAAGAAACCCGUGGACGCUGGGGUCAAGGAGGCAUUGCGCGCCCUGCGCGCCGCAGCAUUGUCGGAGCCGGGGGGCCCUGAUGGUUCGCGGUUGGUGCUUAGCUCUGGCAGCCCGCUGAUCGGGCGCCUCAUCAAUGCAGGCAACUGGUCCUUCAAUGAUGAGCAGGUUUUUGUUUUGCGCAAGCAGAUCCUGAGAGCUUACCGCCAAUUGGAGGCCAAAAAGAAGCUCGAGCCCAAGUGGCCCUUCAAAGUCUAUGUCUACGAUGAGGAAGAAGUCCCACAGCUGCAGCCGCUGUUGCGCAGCCAGAUCUAUUGCAGUCGAGGCCAGUGGGGCACAGACGUCCAAGUCCACGACUACUUCGUGACGGCAGACUUCCAAACGGACGACCCUAAGGAGGCAGACUUCUUCUUUGUGCCUGGCUACGCAAUCUGUGUACUUGAAGGCAAUCUCUACACCUUAGACGAGGUGGACGAGCUCUACAAGGAGUUGGUGCCUGCCUUGCCCUACUUCAAUGCUUCAGGUGGCCGGGAUCACAUUUUCGUCUUUGGCUCCGGCAUGGCACAGAGCGUUUUCCAAUCCUGGGAAGAGUACAUUCCGCAGUCCAUCGUUCUGACCCCCGAGACGGAACUCUUCAAUGAUUUCGCAUGGGUUGCCAUUCCACCCUACCGACCCUUCAAGGACAUCGUGAUCCCUGGCAGUUUGGACCUCAUUGAGGUGAUCGCCGCGUUGGAGAAGUCCAAGCCGUUGCGGGAGAGGCGUUUUUUGACGGCCUUCUUCGGCAGGGCAGAUCUGGUGCGAGGUCCUCAUCCGUGGGUUGGAGGUGUGGAUGUUCGAAAGGAACUCAUCGCCUUAAAAGACCUGCCAGGCACCGAAGACAUGAAGUUCGGCGACGGGGCAACGCUGCAGGUGAUGCACGAAGCCUAUGGCGACGCGAAGUUUUGCUUCGUGCCCAGAGGCAAGUCUGGCUGGUCCUUGCGUUUCUUUGAGGUGAUAUUUGCGGGAUGUGUACCCGUGAUGAUCUCAGACAAGUGGGAACUGCCCUUUGAGGACUUUUUGGACGUCACGCGAUUCGUGAUCAAAUGGCCAUCCACGCAGAUCGGGCCGCAGUUGAUCAACUAUUUGCGCUCUCUGCCGGAGAGCUUGGUUCAGGAGUACAUGGAUGAGGCAAAGCGAAUACGCUGCUGGUACUUCUAUCCUCCAAAGAAACUGGACGUUCGCUCCCACCUGCAACGACAGCAUGGAGUUUGUCCAGAAGAGGAUGGACAGGACGCCUUUCAAGGAAUCCUCAGGAUCCUUCAACGCCGUAUGCGAAAGUCAAGAACCUCCAGCAAGACUUUCUACUUCAAGGACGCCACUGGCAAGUUGAGAUACGUGGACACCGACUUGCAGCCUCUGCAAUGA
Molecule: messenger RNA, 2883 nt
Organism: Cladocopium goreaui
Lineage: Eukaryota; Dinophyceae; Suessiales; Symbiodiniaceae
Source: the annotation of a GenBank genome assembly